AUGGGCCUCGUCCUUUUCAUCGCCAACAAGCGCUACUCCAGCUGGUCCAUGAGACCCUGGGUGCUCCUCAAGGCCCUCGGCAUCCCCUUUGAGGAACGGCUGCAGACCUUCACCGCCGGCCUCCGCCAGCCCGCAUUCCUCUCCUUCUCGCCCACCGGCAAGGUCCCGACCCUGCUCGACGGCGACGUCACCGUCUGGGACUCCCUCGCCAUCGUCGAGUACAUCGCCGAGGCCCACCCGGCCGCCUGGCCCCGCGACCCCGCCGCCCGCGCCUUCGCCCGCUGCGCCGCCGCCGAAAUGCACGCCGGCUUUGACGCCAUCCGCGACCAGUGCUCCAUGAACGUCGCCCUGCGCAUCGACCUCGGCGGGCCUCCCAACGCCGCCCUGCAGCGCGACCUCGAUCGACUGGACCAGCUGUGGACCGACGGCCUGACGCGGUUUGGCGGUCCGUUCCUGGCGGGCGGCGAGUUCACCGCCGCCGACGCCUUCUUCGCGCCCGUUGCGACGCGGAUCCAGACGUUUGGGCUGAAGGUGUCGGAGCCAGCCAUGGCGUAUGUGCAGACGCUGUUGGAGCACCCUGCUGUCAGCCAGUGGAUCAAGGACGGCAUUGCCGAAACCGCACGGGAGCCGUAUCAUGAGGCAGAUGUUGUGCGAGGGCGCAAGGUUCUAAAGGACUUGUCUCCGACCCAAUGA
This is a messenger RNA of Colletotrichum higginsianum IMI 349063, 693 nucleotides long. RefSeq names its product Glutathione S-transferase domain-containing protein. Gene Ontology annotation, biological process: glutathione metabolic process; L-phenylalanine catabolic process. NCBI's taxonomy places the organism in Eukaryota, Fungi, Ascomycota, Sordariomycetes, Glomerellales, Glomerellaceae. Bases 1 to 693 code for a protein of 230 amino acids. The record is from RefSeq and is a predicted model, not a curated record. Gene Ontology annotation, molecular function: maleylacetoacetate isomerase activity; glutathione transferase activity. The transcript has a single exon.